AUGGGGGAAAUAUCCCGCGAAUCAGAGAAUUUGCCUCUCGAUGAGGAAUCAGGUCCCGAGCCAACGACAGACCAGUCGACGCUGUUUCCAAACGGCUCAGAUAUUAUCUACGAUAUGGUCUGUGUCGGGUUUGGCCCAGCCUCACUUGCCAUUGGCAUUGCAUUGAACGAUGCUAUAGACCCCGCAAUCAAUGGUGGACAUACAGACUUUGCGCCAAAGGUGCGUUUCGUGGAGAAACAAAAGCAGUUUGCCUGGCAUUCGGGAAUGCUUGUACCUGGAUCCCGCAUGCAAAUCUCAUUCAUCAAAGACCUGGCAACUCUUCGCGAUCCUAGAAGCAGCUUCACUUUUCUCAGCUAUCUGAAUCAUAAAAAUCGCCUCAUUCAUUUUACCAACAUUGGGACUUUCCUCCCCGCCCGCGUGGAAUUUGAAGACUAUAUGCGCUGGUGCGCUAGCCGCUUUGAACAUGUCACGCAUUAUGGUCAAGACGUUGAAGAGAUCCUGCCAGGUCCUCGAAACACAGAUGGCGUUGUGGAUUAUUUCACGGUUGUCUCUCGCGAUACCGACACUAAAGAAAUCACGUCUAUGAAUGCCCGUAAAAUUGUUAUUGCUGUUGGUGGCAAGGCCAAAAUGCCACCUAGCGCCCCAAUGGACCCUCUCAUCAUGCAUUCCUCUAAAUACUGCACACAUCUGCCAAGCCUGUUGAAUGACACCAUGAAACCAUACAAGAUAGCUGUCAUAGGAGGUGGCCAAAGUGCUGCUGAGAUUUUCCAUGACCUCUAUCGGCGUUAUCCGAACUCUCAAACCGCCUUGAUCUUCCGCGACUCUGCCUUACGUCCUAGUGAUGACUCUCCAUUUGUCAACGAGAUCUUCAACCCGGGCGGUGUUAGCAAGUUCUAUAACAUGACUUCCGAUGAGCGAAAAAAGCACAUCGCCACCGAAAAAGCCACAAACUAUGGAGUUGUUCGGCUGGAGUUGAUCGAGGCUAUAUAUCAUGACAUAUACCUGCAGCGUGUCGAGAACCCUGAUGAAGCCCAGUGGCAACAUCGCAUUCUCCCAGAGACCGAAAUUGUCCAGAUGGAGCGACAGCAAGAAACGAGUCGGAUACGCAUUCACGUGAAGUCUCAGAGUGAAAAAGAAAACAAGGAUUCACUUGAUUUCGAUGCAGUAGUAGUUGCAACUGGCUAUCAACGUGACUCACAUGAGGUUUUACUAGAAAAAGUGUGCGAUCUGCAACCCGAGGGUCUAUCAGGCUGGGUUUCCGACCGUUCCUAUCGAGUUGCUUUGGACGAGGCAAAGGUUAGUACUGAGGCAGGGAUCUGGCUUCAGGGCUGUAAUGAGCAAACUCAUGGGUUGAGUGACUCUCUGUUGUCAGUUCUUGCUGUUCGGGGAGGUGAAAUUGUUCAAUCGGCGUUCCCAAAUCGGUCUGCCAAUGCUGAUUCUGAUGGUUCCUGGGUACACGCCUCACCAUGA
This is a messenger RNA of Penicillium manginii, 1470 nucleotides long. RefSeq lists its product as uncharacterized. Gene Ontology annotation, biological process: intracellular iron ion homeostasis. Lineage: Eukaryota; Fungi; Ascomycota; Eurotiomycetes; Eurotiales; Aspergillaceae. The record is from RefSeq and is a predicted model, not a curated record. The transcript has 2 exons. The coding region runs from base 1 to 1470 and encodes 489 amino acids.